Molecule: messenger RNA, 1401 nt
Organism: Capsicum annuum
Lineage: Eukaryota; Viridiplantae; Streptophyta; Magnoliopsida; Solanales; Solanaceae
Product: aspartic proteinase CDR1
Exons: 1
Coding region: 54-1355 (433 amino acids)
Cellular component (GO): extracellular region
Source: RefSeq, a predicted model, not a curated record
CAAAUAUAAAUCACAUCACACACAGUCAAUUCAACAAAUCAAAAACGUCUAAGAUGACUGAAACAAUGGCAAAUUGUGUCACAUUUUUAAUCAUCUUUGCUACUCUAGUUUCAAUUUUUGCAUUCACAAAAGCUACGAAAAAUGGUUUUACCAUUGAUCUCAUUCAUAGAGAUUCACCAGAUUCCCCCUUUUAUGAUCCCUCCUUAAGUUAUACGGCGCGAAUGAGGAAUUCAUUUCAUCGCUCUUUGAAUCGUUCUCACAGUUUCUACACACUAUCCUCAGCCGUUGUUGCAUCAAACAACGGAGAGUACCUAAUGAAACUCUCAUUAGGUACGCCCCCUGUGCAUACCUUAGCGGUCGCUGAUACUGGCAGCGACCUCACAUGGACACAGUGUUUACCUUGUAAAAAAUGUUUCAAGCAGCCAACUAAUAUCUUCAACCCGAAAAACUCCUCUACUUAUAAACCCUUACCUUGCAGUUCCAAAAUGUGUCACGCUGAAUUUUCAACGUUCUGUAUCAGGCCAAAAAGGACAUGCGGAUAUCAAGUCAGGUACGGAGAUGAUUCGUACAGUGUAGGCGAUUUAGCAACAGAGACGAUAAGAUUUGGAUCAUCGAGAUACAAAAAGGUCUCGUUGAAAAACACUGUAAUCGGAUGCGGGCAUAGUAAUGCAGGUACAUUCAGUGGUGACAAAGAAUCAGGGAUAGUAGGACUUGGAGGUGGCAAGUUUUCGUUAAUUUCGCAGAUGAGUAAUUCAAUCGAAGGAAAAUUCUCCUACUGUUUGACACCAUUUAUUCAACAACACAACAGUUCUUUUCCAAAAAGCAAAAUACAUUUUGGCAAAAACGCAGUUGUUUUUGGGGAUAAAGUAGUGACAACACCUUUAGUUCAAAAAUUUCCAUCAACCUACUAUUUUCUCACACUGAAAGGUGUAAGUGUGGGUAAAAAGAGACUGGAUUUUCGACAAGUGGGAGAAGGCAACAUUAUUAUAGAUUCAGGAACAGUAUUAACUCUAUUUUCGCCAGAAAUAUACGCGAAAAUUGAAGCAAUGGUGAAGGGACAAAUCAAGUUACCUACUAUAGCAGAUCCAUCUGGUUCGCUAAGUUUGUGCUACAAAUCUUUUUCCAUUGAGAAAAUUCCAAUAAUCACUAUGCAUUUUGUAGGGGGAGAUUUGGUUUUGGGUCCAUUUAAUACAUUCAUAGCGACAAGUGAAGGUUCAUUUUGCUUUGCAUUUGCAGCAUCAUAUGGUGGUCAAAUUUAUGGGAAUAUUGCACAGACUAAUUUCAUGGUUGGUUAUGACUUAGAGAGGAAAAGUGUAUCCUUCAAGGCUACUGAUUGCUCAAAGAAAUUGCAUUAAGUGUUUGCAUUAAUGAUAUAGUAACUCUAUAUUUUGAAGAUUUAAA